Molecule: messenger RNA, 2036 nt
Organism: Temnothorax curvispinosus
Lineage: Eukaryota; Metazoa; Arthropoda; Insecta; Hymenoptera; Formicidae
Exons: 9
Coding region: 260-1909 (549 amino acids)
Source: RefSeq, a predicted model, not a curated record
CCGACCGACCGACCGACCGACCGACGUCGCGUACGAGAGAACGGCUCACGGCAGAACGCACGACUUCACGCCCUACUCGACCACUAUGCCACUGCUGCACUGGCUGCACUCUGCCAGUUGCCACUGUCGACCACUCGGCUUUAAACUCGUCACUCGUCACUCGUCACUCGUCACUCGGCGUUCUCGCUUCUCGGGACUCGGGACUCGGGACCUAUACUUCGAGAUCUGACGUCAUCACGACACCAUCGACGAACCACCGAUGGCACCGAUCACGUUGUUCGCGUCGCUCCCAGCACUCCCAGCACUCCAGCUCUCUCACAAGCUCCCAACUCCCAGUUGCUUCAAAACCACGCGAAUCAACUACGACUACGGGCGUGUGCAACACUUUAUGUGUAUGUGGCAGACGGCAGUGUGUGGCCCAGGUGGCACUUGGCAGUUGGUGAUGGUUGGUGACGAAUGUGACGAUCAACGACGGAAUACGCCGAAUACGGAUAAUAGCAGAAUAGCAGAUCCUCCUUUGUUCACGCCCGAGUGCGAGUUGUAUCCCAUAUUUUUAAAUAUUCUGCAUCGAACGAGCGCGGAGUCUUAUUUUCAAAACGACAAUCUUGUAUUUUCGACCGUCGCGUCAGUAAGCUUCACGUUCAUCAUGGAGGCACACGCGCGUGCUCCAGAUCCUUUAACGAAAGACGGUGACAUGGCCAGCAACUGGCAAACCUGGAAAGAAGAUUUCCUUAUAUUUAUGAAAGUAACUGGAUAUAUCGAUAAAUCCAAUGAAAUCCGUGCGAAUCUUUUAAAAAAUCGGAUUGGAAAAGUUGGUAUCGAGGCAAUACAAAAUAUGUCUUUUGACAAUAUGCAAGAUAGAGAUGAUAUGGACAUAUUGAUUAAAAAGCUCGAGGAAUACUUUAAUCCACCAAAAAAAGAAGUGGUUGAACGGUAUCAUUUUUUUACAAGAUCAAAGAGGCAAAAUGAGUCUAUUGAACAGUAUAUAAAUAUCUUGAAAGAAAAAGCUAAAACUUGCAAUUUUAAUGAUAUGACAGAGAGUGUUAUACGAGACAAAAUCAUUCUUGACACUCACGACAAAAUACUACGUAAAAAAUUUUUUGAGGCAGAUGAUUUAGAUUUGUUGAAGCUAGUAGCGAUUUACAACGAUUAUAACAUUAAUACUGAAAAGAUGAAACAGGUUACUGCAGAAAAUAAAGCAGAACCCACAAGGUUUCCACAAAAACCACCGGAUAAUAAUGCGAAGAGAGUUUGUUGGAGAUGUAACCAUCAGCAUCCACUAGGAAAGUGUUUCGCUUGGGGGUCAAAGUGUACAAAGUGUGGUGAUAUAAAUCACUUCACUCAAUGCUGCAAGGGUUUUAAAUUUAAAAUGAGUGAUAAUAAGGUGAAUAAAAAUUUACUGGAUUCAGUGCAACAAACAAAAUUUAUCCCAAAGACAAAUAAUAAAUGGAAUAAUGAAGCAGAUUCCGCAGUUAAAACUAUGGAUUCAAUGACUAAAAUGACCAGUCUUCCUGAUAUACCAACAUCUAGCAAUGCUGCAAAUCCAGCUGUCGGGAAUGACCCUGCUUCUGAUUUUGUAAUACUAAAUACAUCUAAUCUCGCAUCUAAUACAAGUUCAAAAUUAUGUUACGAUAAUACCACGACGUAUUCAGCGCAUUUGCCUAAGAAUACACAGUACAAUUAUUCGUAUAUGAAGGAAGUCAAACCAAACGGGAUAGUUACUGAUUUAUAUAAUAGAAGCGAAAAUAUUCAACCUAAACAGACGCAGAAAACAGCGCGUGUAGAUGCUGCUCAAGUGCCGACCGAUUUUUUGCGACAUGUUACAAAACAUAAAGCGGCGAAUAACACACCAACAUUCAGAAAGGAGCGAAAGAAAAAGUCAGAUGAAGAUGCUUGUGUAUUGUCUUAAAUCUUUUAUUAUAUACUUUAUAGAUAUAUCUUGCAGAGUUGCAUCAACAGCAAAAAUUUUCAUUUUAUUAUGUAAAAGUUAGAUUAGCCUUUAUUUUACUGAUUUAAGGAAGGAGAUUUAGAGAAAA